GUUUACACGCAGUUGCAACAGGGAGACUUUAGAUCGUUAGAACGCAUUCCAUUCGCUAAAAGCCACAUACAUUUCUGCAACUAUGGAAACACCACAGGAGUCCUCUUACAUUUGGGAAUUUUACAGUCCUAUUGAUCAAACAACCAUGAAAAGUUAGACUCUCUCUCUCGGUUAUGCGCAUCAACAACAACAAGAUCAACAACUAACACUAGCCGGGUGAUCAUCGACAAUGGAGCAGGUGUUGGUCAACAUUCUGGAUGAGGUGACGAGUGAGGAGAUGAAGAGAUUUCAGUGGCUCCUGAUCAGGCACCAGAGGCGUGGCUAUGAGCCUAUCAAAAAAAGCGAGUUGGAUCGCGACACAAGCAGGGAGAAUACCGUGGAGCUGAUGGUGAACAAAUACAAAGAGAAUGGGGCUCUGGGCGUCACAAUUAAUAUCCUGAAGAACAUGAACCAGAAUACACUUGCUGACGAGUUGAAGACAAAGGCAAACAUUCUCAAAAGAGCGCAAAACAGCACUGCAAAGGUGAGCACUGCGGCGAAGAGUACUGCAAAGGAGACACCAGCGGUGAAGAGUACUGUGGCGAAGGGUACUGCAAAGGAGACACCAGCGGUGAAGAGCACUGCAAAGGAGAGCACUGCCACUGUGGUGGAGAGCACUAUGAAGGAGAGCACUGCCACUGUGGUGGAGAGCACUACGAAGGAGAGCAUUGUAGCGAAGGGCACUACAAAGGAGAGCACUGCGGCAAAGAGCACUGCUAAGGAGAGCACUGCGGCGAAGAGUACUGCAAAGGAGAGCACUGCGGCGAAGAGCACUGCAAAGGAGACACCAGCGGUGAAGAGCACUGCAAAGGAGAGCACUGCGGCGAAGCGUACUGCAAAGGAGAGCACUGCAAAGGAGACACCAGUGGUGAAGAGCACUGCAAAGGAGAGCACCGCCAAUGUGGUGAAGAGACCUGCAAAGGAGACACCAGUGGUGAAGAGCACUGCAAAGGAGAGCACUGCGGCGAAGAGCACUGCAAAGGAGAGCACUGCGGCGAAGAACACUGCAAAGGAGGACACUACCACUGCAAAGGAGACACCAGUGGUGAAGAGCACUGCAAAGGAGACACCAGUGGUGAAGAGCGCUGCAAAGAAGAACACUGCCACUGUGUUGAAGAGCACUGCAAAGGAGACAGCAGUGUUGAAGAGCACUGCAAAGGAGAACACUGCCACUGUGUUGGAGAGCACUGCAAAGGAGACAGCAGUGUUGAAGAGCACUGCAAAGGAGAGCACCGCCAAAGGCACCUGCAAAAAGUGAGCCGUUCUGGAUCAAGAGGAUGGGCCAAUAUGGUAUACUUUAUUUAGGUCCAUGUACAUGUCAAAGACCAGUUUACAAUUGAGGAGGAUUGUAAAACUAUUUUCUUAAGCUUUUCUCAGAAUAUUUGGAAUUUUACAACCUGACAAUUAAAUGAAAAAAAUAUAUUUUUAA
Messenger RNA from Oncorhynchus mykiss (rainbow trout), 1468 nucleotides. RefSeq lists its product as uncharacterized. Lineage: Eukaryota; Metazoa; Chordata; Actinopteri; Salmoniformes; Salmonidae. The record is from RefSeq and is a predicted model, not a curated record.